AAUCAAAAGUAUGGGUCGCAGACGCCUAGUGCGACCCAGGUCUGUCUCCUUUCUUGGGGUUAUAUUUACGGCCACGGGUUGAAGUACUUGGAUGAAAAGGACGACGGAGGAGGAGAAGGAUGGCUCCGGAGGAAGGAGAGAGAGAUGAAAUGGAUUCUCUAUUCGAAGGGAUGGUUCUGAUUGACCCUUCCCUGAGGGUCGAUGGUGAUGGUGGUGGUGGUGGUGGUGAUGCUGGCGAUGAUAAGCUGCAGGAACAACAGCAACCCGUCUCCCUCUCCCCCCGCACUUGUCGUAGUACUUCUUCAUCGCCUGCACGGGCUGCAUCUCAUCCCCUUGACGAAAACCUAUUCACUGAUCUCGCUCUCGUCAAUCCUGACUCCAAAGACCCAUUAAUCCUUCAACUUCCUCCACAUUCUGAGACUGAGACUUGUGAUGCUAGCACUUCUACGACGACGACGAGUAAUAGGGAGGAGGUUCCUCCCUCAUUACUGUCUCGACAGAUUUCCACCAGAAAGAAGAAGAGAGCUGGUUUGAGGAUCGGUUACGGCAGAGACGCGCUUUUCCCCGAUGUUCAGCAUAUAGAUGGUCGAUCUUCGGAGUUUGAUCCACCACAACCACCUCCUCCUCUUCCGUCGUCAUCUUUGACUGACGAAUCCGAAUCGGGGAGAUCUGCCCCGCAGCAGCGACGACAAGAACACCAACAGGAAGAACUGGAACUAGAAGAAGCCUCCCUUUCUUUGACUGCGACGACCAAAAUGGAGAGCGAUUAUUCAGAAAACACUGGUGCUAGCGAAGAAGCGGAUCCUUCCCGUUAUAACGCAGCUAAUGUUGCCUCGAGAGAUGAGGAUGAUAGUGCAGUUGCAGAUGCACAACCUACGGCUACGGGUCUAUCCAAGGAUCAAGUGAAAACCAGCGCUCCAAAUGCAAUUGAGUUGAGGUAUGAGCAAAUUAGGGCUCAGAUCUCUCAGAAGCUCAGGCAUGUUAGGGAGCUAGUCGCUUCUGCCUCUGCUGCACGGAAGGAUUCCAGGAGGAGGAGGAGAAUAGAUGCCGAGACUCUAAAUAUUGCAUCCACGAGGUACAGAGAACUUGAGAAGGAGCUGGAGGCAGCGUGCGAGGCUGAAGAUUUCGAAACCGCGGAGAGUGUUAGUGAGAGCCUUGCUUCUGCAGAGAAGGAUAAGGAACGCUUGGCCAUUGACCUCCGGCAUGCCGAAGAGGAUUGUGAUGCUGUUGAUUCUAGGAUGCAUGAGGUUCUGGAGUUGCAAAUUGAUGCUGAAGAGGAAUGUUCGUCAUUGUUGAAAACCUUCGCCAUGGAUACUGCAAAUGACGUGGACCUAGUCCAAAAAAACGCACAGGUAGCAUCUGAAAAAGAGCUGGACAGAUGGUUUUCACUUACCGAAGAUUUAGAGUUGAAGAAGAUGGAACUGGAUAUUGAAGCACACUUAGUAAGUGCUGCGCGAUUGGUGUUGAGUGAUUCCAUUGAACAUUCAGUUGAGGAUGAUAAGAGAGAAAGAGCACUUCUUUGUAAGAGAAAAGAAAUGUUGAAGGAGGAAUUGGAGAAACUACUUGCUUUAGUGAAAAAGAAGGAAAUGGAGAUAGCAGAAACUGAUUACAAGGUUGAAAUGGUUGAAAAAAGGAUUUCUGAUGUGAUCUGUAGCUUUCAGGAGGUGCAGUCAAGGGUGGAUAUGAAGUAUGAUAACCUGCAAUCAGGCCUUUCUCAGAUGGAGCAGGAUAAUGAAGCUUUAGCUAGAAAAAAGAAGGAAAUUGAUUUUUUCCUUUCUCAGGAGAAAGAGAGGGGCAUUAGGCUUCAUGAACUUGCCCAGAUCUCUGCAGAUGAAUCAAAUAUGUACCAGGAAGCUGUUGAGCAUCGAAAGAAUCUAGUUCUGUUGAUUUUGAACUCCAGGGAAGAUAAACUGAGGCUUGCCAAGACUGAGGACAAACUUUCGGAAGAUGUUCAAAUGCUCAGACAAGAGAUUUCAGCCGCAAGAGCUUCUCUUCAGGAAUUAUCUUCAACCAAAUCAAGCCUCCAGCAGGAAAUUGAAUCCUUGAAGCAGAGACUUGUCUUUACAGACAAAAGAGUGCCAGAGCUGGAAGCAGAAAAGAAAGUUGCUGCUGCUGCUAGAAAUUUCAAGGAAGCAGCACGGAUAGCUACUGAAUGCAAGACGCUAAGUGUUGAAAAAGAAAGCCUACAGACAAAAAUGGCGGGGGCUGUCCUCGAGCUUCGGAAGCUUGAGGAAGAGAUUUGUCACACUGUUAACAGGCUGCAAGAAAUAGACGGACAGAUUUCAACCAAGGAAAAAGAGGUGGCAAUGGCUAGAUUCCAGAGACUAAUUCUAAUCGCUGGCACUGCCAAAGCUGAAAGAUCAGCUGCUCUGGAAUUAGGUGAUCCUAAAGAAGCUGACAUUCUACUUACAGAGGCAGAAGCUUCAGAAUCUGAAGCGAGGAAACUUCAGCCAAUUUACGAAUUCAAGGAAGAAGAGUUUGCUGAUCUACCAAAACAGUACAUCUCCAUGGAACUUGUAUCCAGCCUUGGCGGUAAGCAGUUGGCAGAAUUGGUAGCAUCUGCUUAUACACCUACAUAGUGGUUACCACGCUUAUGGGAAAUUGGCUUACAUUUUCGAGUUUUCAGUCAUCUUCCUUAAAUUCUGUGGUGAGUAGAAGCCACUUGAGAAGCAUCGUCCCAAGUACGAAGCUGAACUUCUAAUGUCAACGAACCCUGUAAAAUAAAAAUUUAAAAUAAAGCAAGUUUUGUGGUAAAGUCUUUUACAUGAGAAACCGCUUCCCUGUUCGAUUUUUUCCCAACAUGGAUGGAGCCUAAAGUGGAGCUUUAUUGAAUUCAAAAUUGCCCGAGAGAUUCAGUAAUUCGAUCGAAAAUCUGACAUUAUGUGGCUUGACUUGAACUAGGUGUUUCAUCUGUAGUGCUUAAGUAGUUAAGUGUAUGUAAUGAUAAACAAUUUUUGAUUGUUUACUGGAUUUUCAUCCCCCGUGGAAUUUAUUGAUUUAAAGUUGCUUCGUACGAAAAA
Messenger RNA from Rhododendron vialii, 3020 nucleotides. RefSeq lists its product as uncharacterized. NCBI's taxonomy places the organism in Eukaryota, Viridiplantae, Streptophyta, Magnoliopsida, Ericales, Ericaceae. The record is from RefSeq and is a predicted model, not a curated record. The coding region runs from base 120 to 2579 and encodes 819 amino acids. The transcript is spliced from 3 exons.